AACAUGCUGUGACUCUCUCUCUCUGCAGAUGGAGGAUACCAUCGCUCGCAUGCAGGACGAGAAGAGCGGGAUUCCCAUCCGCACCGUCAAGAGCUUCCUCUCCAAGAUCCCCAGUGUGUUCUCAGGGUCUGAUAUUGUCCAGUGGAUGCAGAAAAACCUGAACAUUGAAGACCAAGUGAAUACUCCGUACUUCUGGCCGUCAAACUGCUGGGAACCAGAAAACACUGACUAUGCGGUUUACCUCUGUAAACGAACCAUGCAGAAUAAAGCUCGUCUGGAGUUGGCUGAUUAUGAAGCUGAGAGUUUGGCGAGACUACAGAGAGCUUUUGCACGGAAAUGGGAGUUUAUAUUUAUGCAAGCAGAAGCACAAGCGAAAGUGGACAAAAAACGGGACAAGAUCGAGCGGAAGAUCCUGGACAGUCAGGAGCGGGCCUUCUGGGAUGUUCACAGACCUGUGCCUGGCUGUGUGAACACGACUGAAGCCGACAUAAAGAAAUCCUCCCGGAUGAAGCAGCCACACAAAACACGGAAGUCAGUGUACGGUCUACAGAACGACAUCCGCAGUCCCAGUCCCACUCACACGGUCACACCGGAGGUCAAAGAGCCCACGGAGGACGAGCUACGCAACCAGAUCCAGCACUGGCAAGCACAGCUAGACAGACACCGGUUAAAAAUGUCCAAAGUUGCAGAGAGCUUGUUGAGUUUCUCGGAGCAGUAUAUCGAGUACGAUCCGUUCUUCACGACGCCGGAGCCGUCGAACCCCUGGAUCUCUGAUGAUGUCACUUCCUGGGAGCUGGAGGCCAGUAAAGAGGCAGGACAGCAGCGGGUGAAGCGCUGGGGGUUCGGCUUCGACGAGGUUCUGAAGGAUCCGGUCGGGAGAGAGCAGUUCCUCAAGUUCCUGGAGUCCGAGUUCAGCUCCGAGAACCUGAGGUUCUGGCUGGCGGUGCAGGAGCUGAAGAAACGUCCGAUCCGGGAGGUUCCCAGCAGGGUGCAGGAGAUCUGGGACGAGUUUCUGGCCCCUGGGGCUCCGAGUGCCAUCAACGUCGACUCCAGGAGCUACGAUAAAACCACGCAGAACAUCAAGGAUCCCGGCCGAUACGCUUUCCAAGACGCUCAGGAGCACAUCUACAAGCUCAUGAAGAGUGACUCCUACAGCCGCUUCAUCAGAUCCAGCGCCUACCAGGAGAUGCUGCAGGCCAAGAAGAAGAAAAGCAAGAAUCUUUUCUAGGGUCUGAAUCACAGAUGCUGUCAGCGCUGGUUAAACCACGCAAACGUCCCGUCACUCGUCUGUACAUGAAUGCUGAUCAUUAUAAAGAGCAGCUCCAUCUCUGCAUGAGCCACACACUUCUAAAGGACUUCAGCUCACAAAGCCAUCGAAGAUCCUCCUGAAAGCACUCGGCAUUCCUCUAGGUUCAUUUGCACUUUCUCUCCAUCUGAGCUUUUAGACUUAUUUUUAUAUCCCAGAACAUGUUUAGUUGUUUUCUGUAGGCUUUGCUUCUGUAAAUGUGUACAGAUCCUGAGAAUCAGCGUGAUUUCUGAUGAUGAGAAACACUUCAGCGCGCACACAAUCUCUGCUGUUUGAUACAGACAUGUGUAAAGGACACUAAUCAUAUUUGGACAUCUGUAUUUUAAAUACGCUAAUGUUCAUUUAAGAUGAUGGUUUGGUGGUUUUUGGAGCUCGACCGACACUGAUCUGAGAUCUGCGCCGCAGUGUUAUUUCACUUGAGGUUUAUUUCUUCAGAAAACGACUGCGAUCCAAAGAAGCUCAUCCGGUCUGGUUCUUGCGUUGAUGAUAUAGAUUCUGUACAGAUACAUAAAUAAAAGCACU
Messenger RNA from Sinocyclocheilus grahami, 1828 nucleotides. Its product is annotated as regulator of G-protein signaling 7-like. The coding region runs from base 29 to 1228 and encodes 399 amino acids. Gene Ontology annotation, biological process: regulation of G protein-coupled receptor signaling pathway; intracellular signal transduction; G protein-coupled receptor signaling pathway. The transcript is spliced from 17 exons. The record is from RefSeq and is a predicted model, not a curated record. NCBI's taxonomy places the organism in Eukaryota, Metazoa, Chordata, Actinopteri, Cypriniformes, Cyprinidae. Gene Ontology annotation, molecular function: GTPase activator activity. Gene Ontology annotation, cellular component: cytoplasm; neuron projection; plasma membrane.